GGUGCUGUGACUGCUGCAUGCUGUCGUGAAAACACACUUUUGCAGAGACAGCAACGUCGUUUGAUCGUAGUUUGUGAUGGAUCUGCCGUGUGUACAGUGGCAAGAUUACGUUGCACAGAAAUGGACUGGACUGGAUCCUGACCUGAGGGAAAAUUUUACAUCCCUGCUUGAAAUAGAUGAUAUUUUUAAGUGCGCUUUAAGUCUGACAACCCAACAUGAUCUGGAUUUCGUGCAGUCAGUCUCUGUAGGAUACUCAGUGAAGAAGGACACAGAUGAAGCAGCCAAAUGCAGGGAGAGGGGUAACUCCAGCUUCAAGGCUAGAGACUACAUGGCAGCUACUCUGCACUAUUCACAGGGUAUAUGCUUUGCUCCCCAAAGUUCAGAGCAGCUGUCUCUGUGCUAUGCCAACCGCUCUGCUGCUCUCUACCAUCUGCAGCACUACCAGGAGUGCCUUAAUGAUAUCGAUAGAGCCUUGAAGAGUGGCUAUCCGUCUCAUCUUUCACACAAACUACAGGACCGUCGCUCACUGUGCCUGAGCCACCUCUUUGUACCUGAAAAAAGUGAAGAUGAUGGCAAUCUUGCCUCAAAAACUACUGAAGGGAGAGGCAAAGUUAGGACACCGUCUGUUGGGGCUCUCUCAUUUGGGAUUUGUCCUAAAGUUUUUGUUGGCUACAGUGAAGAAAAAGGUAGACACCUGAUGGCUCUGGAGAGAAUAACAGCAGGGGAGGUGAUCCUUAAUGACAGGCCGUACAGCUGUGUCCUCAUACCGGGAAUGGAGGAGGUGAAGGGCAAGCGAGGAGGAGGGCAGGAUGCACAGAAAAACAUGACCUUUGGAUCAGAGCACAGACGGUGUCACUUGUGUUUGACUGAAACUGUCUGUUCUGUGCCCUGUGAAGGGUGCAGUUACAGCCGAUACUGUUCGUCAGGAUGUCGCCAACAAGCCUGGGAAGAGCAUCACCGCUGGGAGUGUCCAUUGGGAGCAGAUCUGAUGGUGAUGGGUGUGAUGUCACAGCUUGCUCUGAGGGUAAUGUUAAAGACAGGAUUGAAAAAGAUCCAAAUGGCAAGACAGCUAAUCAGAGACCAGCACAAGCGGUAUGAGCCAAGCAGUUUAAACAGUGCAUCCAGUGAUUCUCCGUGUCACUCAGAUCAAUCCAGUCCUCACACCUCAAAUAACAGUGACUCUUAUAUAAAUGUGUUUCACUUGCUGCACCACAUAAACUAUCAGAGCACUAGUCUGCGUUUCCUGUCUGCAGUUACCGUAGCAACACUAUACUUGAAGCUUAGCAAGGCAGGACUUACUCCUUUAUCCUGGAAUGAGUCCUCAUCAGAAAGCUACCAAUCACCAGGCGGGCCAGAUGAGGGAGAUGAAACAGAGGGGAGCUCAGAGCAGUGGCUGCUGGGAAGUGCAGUCCUGAGGCACAUGCUGCAACUGAGGUGUAACGCUCAGGCAAUCAUCACACUGCAAGAUACAGGAUCAGAAAACUCUCCAGUGCGAUCCAUUCAGGAAAUGCGUAUUGCCACAGCAAUAUUCCCAACUCUCAGUCUUCUCAACCACUCCUGCUGUCCGAAUACCAGCCUGGUGUUCAGCACUGGAAGUGCUGCUGAUCCUUGUGCUAGAGAUGAAGCUGCAGACAUCAGUGAAAGUUUAUGUGAAGAUGGACACAAGGCCUGUGGAGUCACUGUGGUGGUCAGAGCAGCUAAAGCUAUCGCUCCUGGACAGGAGAUCUCACACUGUUAUGGUCCUCACAGCAGUAGGAUGGUGCACCAAGAGCGCCAGCGUCUCCUGGCCGAACAAUACUAUUUCCUGUGUCAGUGUGAAGCCUGCAGUCUGCCAGAGGAGGUGGAGCAGGGUAGACAGCAGCAGCCAGGUGCCAGAGGUGGUCCACAUGAGUCUGGACUCCUGUGUUUUAAAUGCAAAGGAGCUCUCAAAAAGAGCUGUAAAAGCAAAGGAAGUGGAUUUACAUGUGUGCUGUCAACCUGUAAUCAUCAUAUGUCUGCGGGGGAAGUGAGUCACAAGCUGAAAGAUGUCAGGGCUGCCCUGGAAAAGGCUGUAGAGCUCAUGGAGAGAGAAGCCCCAGGCGAUGCCCUGCGACUGCUGAAAAGGGCUGAGAGUGAGUCUGGUGUGAUCCUUGCAGACACACACCCACUACAGGGGGAGCUGGCUGAUGCAACUGCCAGAGCUUAUGCUACCAUGGGUGACUGGAAAAAAGCAGCAUUCCAUCUGGAGCGCAGUGCUGUGGCUACUGGCUUCCAGUAUGGAGAAGAUAGCAUUGAACUGGGGCAACAGCUUUUCAAAUUAACUCAGCUACACUUUAAUGGUGGUGCGAGAGGCCUGGCCCUCUCUGUCAUUCCCAAGGUCAGGCGACUCCUCUGCCUUCACUGUGGUCCUCACUGUCCUGAAUUACAAGAGCUGAAAGCCAUGGAGGAUUGUCUGCAAGGGUAGUCUUACAGGAAACCUAUAUAUAUAUAUAUAUACCAAUAUUGUAUUCAGUGAAACUGAUUAAAAUAUGUGGAAUUUUCUGAUUUUGGUCCUUGUGGUAAAUUUAAAAACAGAUUUUAUUUUGCUGUUUGUAAGCACUUGUGUGUGUGUGCAUGUGUGCCAGAAUGUAUCCAUCAAUAAUUUCAAUUUCAUGCUUCGGUGCCAGUCUUGCACUGUGAGACAACUUAUCCACCAGGUGCUUCCAGGUUACGUGUAACUCUGUAAAUUGAACAGAGGUAAACAUAUGUUUUUCUUAAUUGUUUUCGUUUAGACACCCAUAAAGAGAGAUUUCUAAGUGAGUGAAUGAACUUAUAAAGUCUACAAAUAUCCUCAGCUGCUGCAUACACAUAGGUAGUUCCUUGACCUUUAGAUGGCAGCAGUUAUCCACUGAGUAAUUCAAUUUCAUGCUUGAAUGACUGAAAAGUAAGCUGUGGCUUUGACUCUUGAACCUACAGUACACGUCCCUGAAGACAUUCAGCUUUAAAGUUCUUAUAAGUUAUUUCAAUCAAAGCAUUAUGCAUGAAUAAUUGAGAGGUUGGAACAGUGUAUGCUUUAGGGUAAGUUAGUUUGAAAUAAGGAGGUGGGGGGGGACUCAUGAUGAGAAAAAAUACAAAAUCUUGAUCCUGAGGCAUCCAAAUCAGUAUCUGGAGCGCAGCCAGUCUGACAGACGUGGAUACAUGCAAGCAAGUCAAGGUCAAGAAAAAAACACUGCGAGGCAGCUGGUGAGACCAUCUGAGGGGCAGCCUACAUUGAACUCUGAAAGCUCUGAGGGGCAGAUACUUGCUGAUUAUUGUUGUGACAAAGUUGUCAAAGGGACAAAUAAGGUGAAGCCAUUCAUGAACUGCUGGAGCUUAAUUAAUGUCUGAGUUAACAGGACAGAAUAAGACAGUACCAUGGGGAUUAUUCAAAUAAGACUUAGCUCUGCAUUAUCAGAAAAUAGAGAUGAGGGAUAUGUGUAAUACAACCUUGUUUCAAAAAUGGUUGGAAGGGUCUGCUGAAAUGUAGAUUUUUUCUUUUUUUUUAAGGUAGUUUGUGUCUCUAAUGAAAUGCCACCUGACAUCCUGGUGAUUAAAGAGUUGUCCCAGAGAUAUCUCCACCUUAAAAUCUCCAAAUUCUUUGCACUUUUAAAUUGAGAAAGAUUA
Melanotaenia boesemani (Boeseman's rainbowfish) is the source of this 3621-nucleotide messenger RNA. It is a transcript of the gene smyd4, whose product is annotated as SET and MYND domain containing 4. The transcript has 11 exons. The record is from RefSeq and is a predicted model, not a curated record. The coding region runs from base 77 to 2443 and encodes 788 amino acids. NCBI's taxonomy places the organism in Eukaryota, Metazoa, Chordata, Actinopteri, Atheriniformes, Melanotaeniidae. Gene Ontology annotation, molecular function: protein binding.